AUCUCAAGCGACAAACUAAACUAGACAAUAGUAUUAAGUCUUAUUUCUUUCAAAACCUUAAAUCUAUUCAGUAACUGGUUUAGUUUAGGUUUUGGUUGAGAUUGAUUUGAUUUUGGUUGGUCUGUACUAUCAGGCAAACCGGGUUCUCAAUAGUUAGGAUACUUGAAUAUUAAACACAUAGUAUAUCACACAACGAUGCGGUCUUACAUGCAAGUAUUAUUUAUAACUGCAAUAAUAUUCCUAGCAACGAACGAUGCCAAAGUAAUGAGAAACAAUGCACUUAUGACCAAAAUGGUAUCAAACUUCCGCAAAGUCAACGACUACUCCGAGGAGAAGGAAGAAAGUCAACUUAUAAUUAGCAAAAUGCAGAACGUUCUAUGUAAAAACUUCCCCACGAUACCUUGUAACAUGAUCCUCAAAGACAAAGCGCUCAAAAAAUUAAUAGAGAAAUCGAUACAACAAAUUAACUACAAGAAACUUUCUUUUGAGAAGACGACGCCCUUUCCCGGAUAUCUGACACUCUUCCCCAUUGUGAACAACGAUUUUCUGAACCAACAAGCGCAGAAUUUUUACUUCGUUAAAAAAGAUUAUAGAAAAGACACGCGCGAGAAAAGAAAGAAAAUCAAAACCAAGACUCCCACAGCGGUUUAUAACAGAAAGAAACUCCGCAAGUUUUACCCACACAAAGUGAAAUACAGGGAUAAAACCAACAGAAAUACUAAAGAGGAUUUCGCUGAAAACUCCGAAGAAAAGCUAUCCAUGUCAGUCGAAAUACCGGACAUGACCCUGACGAGGAAGCACCAACACUUCUCGUACAAGAUGGAACCAGCCGACCCACCGGUUUGGAGAAUAGACUACUUGAAACACGGUGAGCCAAGCGUCAACAUGUUUGGUCAAAAUGACGGGUUUCACGGCUUUAUGAAAACGGGACCGAACGUCAUUAUAGACGGCAGGCCCGCUGCGGGAAUGUUCGUGGAGUUAUACAAGAAGAAAGACAACAGUUGGACGUUAUGGCAUAAUACAGUGACAUCUAGCGAUGGAAGGAUACAGUUUCCGUUCUCAAGGGAUUCUAUGUCAGAAGGAACGUACAAACUAAAAUUCAACGUCGAGGAUCAUUACAAGAGAAGCAGUCAGGAAACUUUGUACCCAUAUGUGGAAAUUGUUUUCAAAACGAAGGAAGACGAACACUACCACGUACCGUUACUGCUCAGUCCGUACGGCUACUCUACCUACAGGGGGAGUUAAGCAUUUAAUGUUUAGAAUAAAAAUAUUUUUACAUCAUUUAAGAUUAUUUUUAUCAAGUACAUUCAAAUAAAGAUAUUGUAUAUUUAAAAAUA
This is a messenger RNA of Nymphalis io (European peacock), 1337 nucleotides long. RefSeq lists its product as uncharacterized. The transcript has 4 exons. Gene Ontology annotation, biological process: purine nucleobase metabolic process. NCBI's taxonomy places the organism in Eukaryota, Metazoa, Arthropoda, Insecta, Lepidoptera, Nymphalidae. Gene Ontology annotation, molecular function: hydroxyisourate hydrolase activity. The record is from RefSeq and is a predicted model, not a curated record. Bases 196 to 1245 code for a protein of 349 amino acids.